Molecule: messenger RNA, 1791 nt
Organism: Triticum turgidum subsp. durum (durum wheat)
Lineage: Eukaryota; Viridiplantae; Streptophyta; Magnoliopsida; Poales; Poaceae
Source: the annotation of a GenBank genome assembly
AUGAAUGUUUCUGAUGAAAUUCUAAAGAAAUGUCAAGGGGUUCCACUAGCCAUACUGACUGUAGCCAGCCUUUUGGCUAAUCAUAAGGAGGUAAAUUCAAAGGAUUUCUGGGAAAUGAUACAAAACUAUUUAAGUUUACAGUUGGAAGGAAACCCUGCUUUUCAAUGGAUGAGACAUGUCCUUAAUCUUGGAUACAGUUAUUUAUCUCUGGAUCUCAAGACCUGCAUGCUAUAUCUUGGUAUAUUUCCUGAAGAUUCUGAAAUAAGAAAGGAUGAUUUGGUUAAGAGAUGGGUCGCCGAGGGUUUUGUUGGCCUAGAGGAGAUGGCAGAAAGUUAUUUUAGUGAGCUCAUCAAUAAAAACAUGAUCCAAAUAGCCAGGUUUGAUGACUGUGGGAAUGUGCUGUCUUGUCGAGUGCAUGAUCUAAUGCUUGACUUUAUCAUACUGAAGUCCACAGAAGAAAACUUUAUCACUGUAAUUAAGGAAUCCCCUAUUAUUCGUGAUCCACAUACCAGGAAAUGCUCCAUGGAAGUUCGCCGACUAUCCCUCCAAGUCAGAAAUUCAGAAUGCAAUCAUGUGGUAGGGAGCAUUGCUUUAGCCCAAGUUAGGUCAUUUAACUUUUGGGGCCCUGGUCAAUGUAUGCCUUCUCUCUCGAGGUUUCAACUCGUGCGAGUUCUACAUCUUGAUGUUUAUGAUACCAAGGAAGAGCAGUAUGAUCUAUCUUCUAUAUGCAAUUUGUUCCUACUGAGAUAUUUGAGGAUUGGAGGUUUGAAGUGUGAGAAACUCCUAAAACAAUUGCAAAAAUUGAAACAUCUGAAGAUAUUGGAGAUCGUCGGUGGAGAAAAUGGUGCAUGGCUGGAUGUUCGCUACUUACCCUCAAUGUUGUGGCAUCUCAUCAUUCCUUCAGAUCUGUCUUUGUUUGGUGGGAUCGGCAGGAUGGAAGCCCUCCGUACUUUGCAUGAACUUCACAUCACAGAUUUUGGGCUCCUGGAUGAAUUCAAUCUGAGGACAAAAGUUGAUCUGAAGACAAAUCUGGAGAUCCUGAAGGAACUCGGUAAUCUGAAGAACUUGAGAGAGCUAAAGCUUCACCUGUCCGGACUCACUAACGCUUUUGAAGACUGUCUACUCCCUUCGCUCUGUAGGCUCAGCAGCCUUCAAUCCCUAACCACUAGUGGAGACCACUUAAAUGGUGAUUGCUUGGCUUAUUGGACCCCACCUCCACGCCAUCUUUAUAGAUUGCACGUGCUGAACUGCCCCUUCUCCAUGGUCCCAGAUUGGAUUGUGCGACUUGAAAAUCUCAAAAGCUUGGAGAUGCAACUUGUGUCACUGCCGAGGGUUGGUGUUGAGGUUCUCUCCAGUCUGACCUCACUGGUGCACCUUACAUUGCGUGUUAGGGAUCAUGCUCCCGAAGAAGACGUCGUCGUUAUCCGUGGUUCAACGUUCCCAAACCUCAAGAAUCUUGUCUUCACAUAUGAAGUGCCUUGCCUGGUGUUCGAGGCAGGGGCUAUGCCAAGGCUCGAGGACCUCACUAUAGAGUGUUGCGCAGAAGCUGUGCAGCAUGCCGAUGGUGUUCUUGAUGGCAUCGAGCACCUGGGAAGUCUCAAGGCAUGCAAGGUGAACAUUUACAAGCGGGCCGGGCUCUUUAGGCAAAGUUGUUUUCAUAUGAUGGUAUGCAGUUCAUGUGGAAUGGAAGAAAAGGAUCCACACAUGCAGGGGCAGAGUCUUCAGGCUGCGAUCAGGGAGGCGAUCAACAAGCAACCGGGUAAUCCCAAUAUCAGCAUUAUAACUUUUUGA